GGCGGCGGGCCAGCGGCUGGGGCAGCAGGCCGGGGCCGGCGGGGGGCCGCUGCGGGCGCUCUCGGUGCAGCAGCCCUUCGCCUUCGCGAUCCUGUGCGGCGCGAAGGCGGUCGAGAACCGCUCCCUGCGGCCCGACCGCAUGGGGCUGAGGCUGCCGGCGUACGUCGCGCUGCACGCCUCGGCGAGGCCGGCGCGCGGGGGUGCAGGCACCCACGCCGCCGUGGCUGAGAGGCUCCGGGAGGCCGGCGUGGCGCUGCCGCCGGCCGAGGAGCUGCCGCUGGGCGUGCUGCUCGGGGUGCUCCGCGUGGAGGCGUGCGAGCCGCCGCUGGAGAGCGACCAGGGUUGGGCCCUGGCGGGGCGCUACCGGUGGCGCAUCUCGGACGUGCGUGCGCUGCCGCGGCCCAUCCGGUGCAAGGGCCAGCAGAACCUCUGGCGCGUCCCCGCCAGCGUGGCGUGGCGACUGCGGAAGCUGCUGCCGCCCGCAGGCCCCGCUACUCCUGGCGACCCAGGGGCCGACGCCGUGCGCCUCGAGAGCGCGCCGGCGCCCGCGCCCUCGGUGCGAGCGCCCUGCGCCCGCAGAGGCGCGGCCGCCGGGGCUGGCCGAACGGGCGCCGCCGGCGCCACCGCCGGCCCGUCCGCGGGCCCGGGCGUGGGCGCCGCGUGCCCGGGUUGCGGCGGGCCGACGGACGCCGGCGGCGCAGGCCGCGCGGGCACGCCGAUCUGCUGCGGAUCGUGCACGGCGCUGUGGAGCGCGCGGCGCGGUCUCGCGUUCUCGCGCGGCGAGCUCCUGUGGUGCGUCGGCUACGGUCCCCGAUGGCCGGUGCAGGUCGAGUGCAUCGGCUUCACGUCCCCAGACGACGCGAGCCCUUACUGGGUGCGCUUCUUGGGGGACGGCAAGCGCGCAUGGGUUCAGGAUUGAGCGCAAACUGCUCGCGUGGGAGAUGAGCGCCGUGCGCAUGCCACACGGAAGGAGCCAGAGAGGCAGCUGUGCUCUUUCCGCAAGGCGCUCGCCGAGGCAGAGCACAUACUCUCCGGAAAGGCCGCUGCCGCGGAGCCCGAGCAGCUGGCUCCCCCAGGGGGCGCGGGCACGGCAGCGGCACCCGGUGCCGACGCCGACGCGUAGAGGUCGCGCGAGUCCAGGCGGGCUCCGGCUGGCUGCGACAGGAAUUGGCCGGCGGCCGCCGGAGGCCCACGCCUUGGGCGCCGAGCCCGUCCGCCCACGGUUCACGGCGGGGCUCCCAUCCCCGCCGGGUGGGGCCAGCGCUGCGGUGCGGGUCCGUCCCCGUCGCCGUCCUCGCCAUCGUCCUCUCUCCCUCUCUCUCUCUCUGCCUCUCUCUCUCUCUCUCUCCCUCUCUCUCUCUCUCUUUCUCUCUCCUCCUCCCUCCUCUUCUUCCUCCUGCUCCUGCUCCUGCUCCUCCUC
Molecule: messenger RNA, 1420 nt
Organism: Prorocentrum cordatum
Lineage: Eukaryota; Dinophyceae; Prorocentrales; Prorocentraceae
Source: the annotation of a GenBank genome assembly